GGGGUCGUGAGGGGCUUUGAGGGGUCGUAAGGGGCUUUGAGGAAUCGUGAGGGGCUUUGAGGGAACGUGAGGGGCUUUGAGGGGUCUUGAGGGCCCCUGAGGAGCUGCGAGGUGUCGAGAGCGGCCUGAAAGGUCCGAGAGGCUUUGAAGGGUUUUUGAGGGGCUUUGAGGGGUCGUGAGGGACCCUGAGGGGGGUCUCGGGGGCCGCCGCGAUGGUGGAGAAGGACGAGUCCGGCCCCGGCGGCAUCAGCGAGGAAGAGGCGGCUCAGUACGACCGGCAGAUCCGGCUCUGGGGGCUCGAGGCCCAAAAACGCUUGCGCGCCUCGCGGGUGCUGCUGGUGGGGCUGCGCGGGCUCGGAGCCGAGGUGGCCAAAAACCUCAUCCUGGCCGGGGUCAGGGGUCUCACCCUGCUGGACCACCAACAGGUGUCUCCCGAGGACAGCCGGGCCCAGUUCCUGAUCCCGGUGGGAUCCCAGGGUCGGAACCGCGCCGAGGCCUCGCUGGAGCGGGCGCAGAGCCUCAACCCCAUGGUGGACGUCAAGGCCGACCCCGAGAGCGUGGAGAGCAAACCCCACGAGUUCUUCACCCAGUUCGACGCGGUGUGCCUCACCUGCUGCUCCCGUGAGUCCAUGGUGAGGAUCAACCAGAUCUGCCACAAGAACGGCGUCAAAUUCUUCACCGGCGACGUUUUCGGCUACCACGGCUACAUGUUCGCUGACCUGGGCAACCACGAGUUCGUGGAGGAGAAGCCCAAGGUGGCCAAAGCCAGCGCGGGGCUCGAGGAUGGACCCGAGGCCAAACGGGCGCGGCUGGAGCCGGCCGAGACCACCCUGGUGAAAAAGCGCCUGGAAUUCUGUCACCUCCGGGACGCUCUGGCCGUGGAGUGGAGAGGGGAGAAAGCGACGGCGGCGCUGAAACGAACGGCUCCCGAUUAUUUCCUGCUCCAGGUUCUGCUGCGGUUCCGAUCCGAGCUGGGCCGGGAUCCCUCCCCCCGGAGCGGUUCCGAGGACUCGGAUCGGCUCCUCCGGAUCCGCCGGGAGCUGCUGGAGGCGCUGGGGGCGGGGCCACAGCUGCUUCCAGAACAGUUCCACAGUUUCUGUUUCUCGGAGAUGGCCCCGGUGUGCGCCGUGGUCGGGGGGGUGCUGGGCCAGGAGGUGGUGAAGGCUCUGUCCCAGCGGGACCCCCCCCACAACAAUUUCUUCUUCUUCGACGGCGUCCGGGGCCAGGGGAUGGUGGAGUGCCUGGGACCCCCCCUCUGAGGGACCCCCCAAUUUGGGGAGGGGGUUUGGGGGGUCCUGGACCUCUCAGGGUGA
Messenger RNA from Poecile atricapillus (Black-capped chickadee), 1313 nucleotides. RefSeq names its product SUMO1 activating enzyme subunit 1 (gene SAE1). The coding region runs from base 213 to 1259 and encodes 348 amino acids. The transcript has 9 exons. The record is from RefSeq and is a predicted model, not a curated record. Gene Ontology annotation, cellular component: SUMO activating enzyme complex; cytoplasm. Lineage: Eukaryota; Metazoa; Chordata; Aves; Passeriformes; Paridae. Gene Ontology annotation, biological process: protein sumoylation. Gene Ontology annotation, molecular function: SUMO activating enzyme activity.